AGUCCGCCUGGCCCCGCCCUGCCCGGGUCGCGCGGGGUUCUAGGGGCUCGAGCGUGCAGACCUUGAGAGCUCGUGGUUCUCGCUUUCUCGCCGCCCCGGUUCUUCCCAGGCCGGCACUCAUCUCCUUCUUCCCACUGCAGUGCGACCAUGUUUGUUCCCUACGGAGAGUCGGUCCCGGAUCUCGCGGGUUUCACCCUCCUGAUGCCAGCAGUAUCCGUUGGAAAUGUUGGCCAACUUGCAAUAGAUCUGAUUAUUUCUACACUGAAUAUGUGUAAGAUUGGUUACUUCUAUACUGAUUGUCUUGUGCCAAUGGUUGGAAACAAUCCAUAUGCAACGUCAGAAGAAAAUUCAACAGAACUCAGUAUAAAUGCUGAAGUAUAUUCACUGCCUUCAAAGAAGCUAGUGGCUCUUCAGUUAAGAUCCGUUUUUAUUAAGUAUAAAUCAAAGCCAUUCUGUGAAAAACUGCUUUCCUGGGUGAAAAGUAGUAACUGUGCCAAAGUUAUUAUUCUUUCAAGCAGUCAUUCCUAUCACCGUAAUGAUCUACAGCUUCGCAGUACUCCCUUCAGGUACCUACUUACACCUUCUGUGCAAAAAAGUGUUCAAAAUAAAAUAAAGAGCCUUAACUGGGAAGAGAUGGAAAAAAGCCAAUGCAUUCCUGAAAUAAGCGAUUCUGAGUUUUGUAUCCGAAUUCCUGGAGGAGGCAUCACAAAAACACUCUAUGAUGAAGGCUGUCUUAAAGAAAUCGCAAUGGUGAUUCUGCUGAAAUUUGUUUCAGAAGGAGACAAUAUCCCAGAUGCAUUAGGUCUUGUUGAGUAUCUUAAUGAAUGGCUUCAGAUAAUCAAACCGUGUGGUGAAGAUCCCACAGCAUCUGCCUUGCCAUGGAAAAUGCCAAGUUCUUGGAGAUUACUCUUUGGUAGUGGUCUUCCCCCUGCGCUUUUUUGAUCUGUUUUCCAUUUUAUACCUUAUAUCCCAAAACACUUAUUGCUAACACAACUACCGUAUUUCCCUGAAAAUAACACCGGGUCUUAUAUUAAGGUUUGCUCCAAAAGACGCAUUAGGGCUUAUGUUCAGGGGAUGUCAUCCUGAAAAAUCAUUCCAGGGCUUAUUUUCCAGUUAGGGCUUAUUUUUUGGGGAAAACAGUAUAUAAAAAGUUGUGUUAUCUAAUGUAUUAGAAAAUAAAUCUUUUCACAGAAAAUCUCAAAGAAAAAUGGAUUAACAAAAGGUGGUUUUUGCCAUGAUUUUCAUCAUAUGCAACAAAUGUAAAUUUUGUACAAUAAAAUAUUU
Molecule: messenger RNA, 1284 nt
Organism: Rhinolophus ferrumequinum (greater horseshoe bat)
Lineage: Eukaryota; Metazoa; Chordata; Mammalia; Chiroptera; Rhinolophidae
Gene: PSMG2
Product: proteasome assembly chaperone 2
Exons: 7
Coding region: 148-942 (264 amino acids)
Biological process (GO): proteasome assembly
Cellular component (GO): nucleus; cytosol
Source: RefSeq, a predicted model, not a curated record